AUGACCAAUUCUACGGACCGCACUAGUCCCGCGUUGGAUCCAGCGCUCUACAAAAAGAUGAAGCGGACAGAUCCGCUGCAGCAGUCGGAGAGUGUGCUGCUGCAUUCCAAGACGGUCCCCACUGCACUGCACAAGUGCAAAAGUGGGCUGCACCUUUCCGUCGACGAAGCCGCCUCGGAGGAGGGGGGAGAAGAACCGCAGCAGACACGGCCGCCUCCGCGGCUCGUGUCGACAGAGCUACCCUUCCACACGGGCAUGGCCACGUCGCAACCACCGCCGCGUCUCUCUGUCCGCUGUGUCCCUGUAGGAGCGACAGACUCGAUAAGCCUAAUCGUGCCCGCGCCCACUGGAAACCUGCGCAUAAGUCGAGUAGCGGCCCUGCGUCCACCGAACUAUGCGUCGGUGCCUAGUGCCGCCGUGCGCGAUGGCCAAUGCUUCUUGCUUGACCGAUGCACACCUACCGCCAAAGACAUGGUGGUGGAGCUGCACGUGUACGACCUCUCCCGUGGGUAUCUGAAACAGUACGGGCGGGACUUGGUUGGCCUAGAGACACCCGGGGUUUACCACUCUGGGAUUGUUUGCUACGGCGUAGAGGUGUACUUUGAGGGCGGCAUUGGCGUUGCCGCGGCGGGCCGCACGCGUUUUGGUGACAAGUACUGCACGCACCGCCUCGGGGUGACAAAGAAGCCAGUCACAGAGUUCUUCCGGUGGAUUACCGUGCGGUCCACUGAAGUUAAUGAACUCCACGACUACCACCCCGUGCGGCACAACUGCCACCACUUCACCGAUGAGGCAGCGCAGUUUUUGCUCGGCGAAAGCGCCGUAAUUCCAAAGUAUCUCUUCAGCACUGUGGACGAUCUUAUGAAGACGGAGGUUGGCGCUGCCGCCGCAGAGGCCAUGAUUCUCACCACCCACGGCAUGCAGAGCGUCGUCGGGCGGCAAAUGCGCUCCCGCAUGUUGGAGCGGCAGUGCAGCAUCGAUAUGCAAUUGAGCGCCUCCACAGCGUGCGGCGUCAUGACAUUGCCGCCGACGGCAGCAGUGCUCUUUCGUCCAAGCGACCUUGAUCUCGCAAAGCGUCUCAUCCUGGACCUCCGGCCAUACGUGACUGGACUAAUCAAGAAGGAACGCAUAAAGCCAGCUGCACUGACGGCGCUGGAGGAGUUGACUAGCGCACUGAUGGAGGGCACCGAUUGCAUCGAGCCAAAGUUGGUACUCAAUUAUGUGGAGAUGGUCAUUGAGUCGCUCCUGUGCACUCCGAUGGCGACGUGGGGACCGAUCUUCAACGGACUUCGGGCGGUAGUGCUGCAUAAGUUGUGUCUCAUCAAUUGCGUGUUUCACACAAAAUUGAUGUCAAUACUUGUGCUCGCGGCGCGCGACUUUCCGCGCCUGUUGCCAGACGGCCGCGUCGCCUUACUUCGACUGGUGUGCAACUUUGCAUGUGGUGCCCAUGGCGUUAUCGUCUACAGUGAAAGGCGAUACCGCGACUCCUGGGUGUCGAUCAUCGGCCUAGGCCUUAUGGAUAGCAGCAGUGCUGUCGUGUAUACGGCCGCGUGUCUCGCUUUGAACGUAGCCCUUGGCAUUGUCACCACUUCGAGUGCUUCCCUGGGGCGCGACAUGACGCAGUACGGCGACGGGCACUAUGCGCUGCGGCUCGCAACGCUGCUGCUGUAUAAUCUACGCCACCGUACCGCAGAGCAGCUACCCGAGCCGUCUUUUAACAUGAUCUUGAUGGCACUCUACAGGCUUGCCUCGUGCAACGUAGCGGCGCUAGAGUACGUCGUCUCGCACUCCUUCAAGCCACGGUACGACGAGCUCCUUGAGCGGUGUGGUUCCAACGAAAGUAGAGCCCUGGUGUGUCUCCUCAAGACUCUACAUGAUCUUUACGCUUAA
Molecule: messenger RNA, 1890 nt
Organism: Leishmania braziliensis MHOM/BR/75/M2904
Lineage: Eukaryota; Euglenozoa; Kinetoplastea; Trypanosomatida; Trypanosomatidae
Exons: 1
Coding region: 1-1890 (629 amino acids)
Biological process (GO): protein modification by small protein removal
Molecular function (GO): peptidase activity
Source: RefSeq, a predicted model, not a curated record